AAAAAAAAAACAUGACAGCAACUGGACCGCCCGCUUGCGUCGAUUUGCCAAAUUUCUACCAAACAUCCCACCAUUUGCUUCGACGCCAUCACCACCGCCGCACGCACAUCACCCUCUGCUCUCGCCGCUCGCCAGUGCAGACGCUCCAUUUCCCGCUCGAACCAUCGUGCAUCUUUAGUCGCCAUCCCGCAUCGAUACGCCGCUCACAAUGGCCGGAGGCAAGGGCAAGUCGUCUGGAGGGAAGAGCUCCGGCGGUAAGACGAGCGCCGAGGGAGCCAAGAAGCAGCAGAGCCACUCUGCCCGAGCCGGUCUUCAGUUUCCCUGCGGCCGUGUCAAGCGUUUCCUCAAGCAAAACACCCAAAACAAGAUGCGUGUGGGCGCCAAAGCCGCAGUCUAUGUCACCGCCGUUCUCGAGUAUCUGACUGCUGAGGUUCUGGAACUGGCAGGCAACGCAGCCAAGGAUCUCAAGGUCAAGCGCAUCACCCCUCGCCAUCUCCAGCUGGCCAUCCGAGGUGACGAAGAGCUCGAUACCCUCAUCCGCGCCACCAUCGCCUUUGGUGGUGUCUUGCCGCACAUCAACCGCGCCCUCCUGCUCAAGGUUGAGCAGAAGAAGAAGGCAAAGGCCCUGGAAGCCUAGAUUGUUCCUUCUACUCCCGCGCACGAAUCGCUUUUCGCUCUUUUUUAAUACUCCGAAUACCUUUCUGUUUCGAAUCGCGGGGCGAUUGACGGGAGAUGGGCUGGAAAUCGUUGGACUGGAUGACGCUUUUUGAUUUUUAUUUUCUGCAGAGGGUAUCCGAACCUGUCAAUGGGUAUAUACAACCUGUAGGAGGCUUGGACAACUGUGCAGAUUCUGGGCGCACGGCAGCAGACUUGAAAAGGCCGAAUGACAGGACCGCGUCCUGAUGGUUUUGUCUUGGUGCCAGCCGAGCAAAUGGCUAGUCGUGUGGGUCAUGUACAACAGUUGUUUGUGUUUGGGUCUUUUUUUGUUUGAUGUUGCUCGAAGCAGUUUGGAGACAGUAGCUGAUGGGAUUUGACAUGGUGGACGAAAAAUAUCUUGUUGGGCGGCUGACGUUUGCCAGGCAAGACUAUCUUAGGGCUAGGUACUUUUAUCAAGAAAAAAAAAGGAGAAAAAACAGGCACGAUAUACGGCUCUCCUGUGCAAUAUCUGGUGCUUUGUGUUGUUUUGGUGGUUUGUUGAAGCCGUAGGACAUGAUAGUAUUCCUGUAGUUGGUGUCACUGCCGCAACGCGUUGCCUUUGUUUGCUAUCACGAAUGUCAUUCUUUAUUUGGUAAAGGUGCCUGGAAAUA
Trichoderma atroviride IMI 206040 is the source of this 1307-nucleotide messenger RNA. RefSeq lists its product as uncharacterized. Gene Ontology annotation, molecular function: structural constituent of chromatin; DNA binding; protein heterodimerization activity. Lineage: Eukaryota; Fungi; Ascomycota; Sordariomycetes; Hypocreales; Hypocreaceae. Gene Ontology annotation, biological process: heterochromatin formation. Gene Ontology annotation, cellular component: chromatin; nucleosome. The record is from RefSeq and is a predicted model, not a curated record.